Arabidopsis lyrata subsp. lyrata is the source of this 1511-nucleotide messenger RNA. RefSeq names its product mitogen-activated protein kinase kinase kinase ANP1. Gene Ontology annotation, biological process: protein phosphorylation. NCBI's taxonomy places the organism in Eukaryota, Viridiplantae, Streptophyta, Magnoliopsida, Brassicales, Brassicaceae. The transcript is spliced from 2 exons. Gene Ontology annotation, molecular function: protein kinase activity; ATP binding. Bases 99 to 1244 code for a protein of 381 amino acids. The record is from RefSeq and is a predicted model, not a curated record.
CAAAGCCAUUGCUUAAGUUACCCAACUCUGGCUUCUCCAACAUGGGAAAGCUCAUUGGAUUCUAUAUGGAACAUGGAUGCAGAUAAAAGGAAAGCGAGAUGGAUUCUAGGAUCUCCAUGUCCGCUUAUUACAGACGAUAUGGUCAAAGGAAGCUCAACGAUUUGUCGAACCCGCCUCUUAAAAAGCCCAAAUAUUCACCUACGAAGAACGGCAUCGUGAUAUCCGAUUCAUCAAGCAACACGAUGACCUCUCCUCUUCCCCAAACCCCUACUUUGGCUGUAAAACAAUCUCCGACCAUUCUUCAUCGACAACGUUGUUCGAAGAACAAGAGAAAGAGGAGCUCAACACCGCCGCCUUUGGAGAAGAGUACUAGUAGUAGCAAAGAGAUAAGCGAAGGAUCAUCCACCAAGGGUGGACUAGUAAAAAAGUCUUCGUGUUGGGUCAAAUCUCGGUUGCUUGGAAAAGGGGCGUAUGGUUCUGUUUAUCUAGCGACAUAUAAGAACGAAGAGAGAGCAAUCAAAACUGCAGAAAUUUCACGUUCUUUGAGUCUCAUCGACGAGGGAAGGAUCCUAAGAGGAUUGCAAUCUCCCUAUGUGAUUAGCUAUUUCGGCGAUGAGAUGGUACGUGAAGGAAAUGGUCAUCGUUACAACUUGAUACUUGAGUAUUGCUCUGGCCAAAGUCUAGGAGAUUUGAUCAGGAAUAAUCACGGAGGGUUAAUGGAGUUUGAUGUAAAGCUGUUCGCUAGAGAUGUUCUGUGUGGUCUCAUCCAUAUUCACGAAAAAAACAUUAUUCAUUGUGACAUUAAACCCGACAAUCUCUUACUCAGCCCUCUUGAUCACCGAUAUAGGUCUAAUGGAUAUAUAGCCAAGAUUGGGGAUUUUGGUUUAGCAUUAGAGAAAGGGUCGGUGGAGUAUAGAAAUGGAUCGGGUCAUAAGAGAGGUACUAGAAGGUAUAUGGCUCCGGAGCUAAUAAGCCAUGGUAUUGUGGACUUUAAUGUUGAUACUUGGUCGUUUGGAUGUUCGGUUUUGGAGAUGUUAACCGGGAAACAAGUUUGGGGAGAGUAUGGUCAUUUAACUAAAGAAGAUUGGAUCAAUCUAAUUGGUCACACUGAUCUCAUUCCUCAUAUACCGAGUGGGUUACCUGCAGAAGCACAAGAUUUUCUGAGGAAAUGCUUAGUUAAGGAUCCUGAUUCAAGGUGGGGGGUCAGAGAACUCGUCAGCCAUCCCUAUCUCAGUUACGAUUAGAUGUAGACUUGUCUAAAUUUUAACUGGGAUCAAUCAUCAAGAGCUUUUUUUAUAACUUUCCUUUAAUGCAAAAUGAAUAUCCAACAUUUAAGUCGAUUUACUAUGUACAAAUAUAAAAGGCAUGUUGAAAAGGAAAAUGUAAAACCUAUUAGGUUCAAUGUUCUGAUAUGCUUCUUCUAUUGGUUGUUGGUCUCAUAUAGCCCAUAUGAUAUAGGCAUGUAAGCUUCUUCUAUAAUAUAUUUAGUUAUAUUAAACUUGUGUUACUCA